UAUACAUCCAUAAUGACUACACCAAACACCAACCUUGACAAUAGCAACCAUGAAGACAACUUCCCCUGGCACAUCGGCGUCCACGACGCCCACUGCCACCCCACCGACACAAUGGCCUCCAUCGCCUCCAUCCCAGACAUGAAAGCCGCCUCUUUAACAGUCAUGUCCACACGCGGUCAAGACCAAGACCUCGUCUUUCAAAUCGCCCAAUCCAUCUCCCCUCAUAACCCAGACACAGACACAAACACGCCAGAAAACCCACCGAAAGUCCUCCCCUGUUUCGGCUGGCACCCAUGGUUCGCGCACCAAAUCUACGACGACACCAACGACACCACCCCCAAUACCAACACCACCAACGACAACGACAUAAAAACAACCCACUACACCCAAGUCCUCACCCCCCCACCAACAUCAACCUUCAUCUCCAGCCUCCCUACCCCAACCCCCCUCUCACAACUCCUCUCCGAAACCCGCACCCGUCUAACCUCCCACCCCACCUCCCUAAUCGGCGAAAUCGGCCUCGAUCGCUCCUUCCGCCUCCCCAACCCCUGGACAGACGAGGAAGAAGCCGCGCGCGAUCCGAACACAACGCCGGGCUCACGCGAAGGGCGCACUCUCUCCCAGCACAGGGUACAAAUGGAUCACCAGAAGGUCGUGCUGGAGGCGCAGCUGCGGCUGGCGGGGGAGAUGGGUCGGCCCGUCUCUGUACACAGCGUGCAGGCUCAUGGACUGGUCGUUACUUUGUUGCGCGGGUUGUGGGCCGGACAUGAGCGGAAGAGGCCGUCUAGACGGCAGAGACGGCGGCGGUAUAGUGCUGCUGAGGCGCAUGCUGAUAGCGACAGCGAUGCUGAGGAAGAAGCGCAAGGGAAGCAGGACGGACACGGGUCUCAACCACAGCCCCUCCCCUUCCCACCCCGAAUCUGCAUGCAUUCCUACUCCGGCCCCACAGAGCCGCUCAAACAAUUCCUCGACCCGACCAACCCAUCAGACGUCUAUUUCUCCUUCUCAGCAGUCAUAAACUUCAGCGGACCUUCCUCAGCCAAAGUCAUGGCAGUAAUCAAGGCCCUACCCGACGAUCGAAUCCUCGUCGAGAGUGAUCUGCACACGGCGGGGCCGGCGAUGGACGAGCUGUUGGAGAAGGUCACGAGGCAGGUCUGCGAGUUGCGGGAGUGGCCGUUGGAAGAGGGCGUUCGGCGGUUGGCGGGAAAUUGGAGGCGGUUUGUGUUUGGGUAGGUUGUUGAGUUGUGUGUGUGCGAGGUGUGAAAGGGAAGGGGGGCGAUGUAACUGCUGUACGCUGUAUAGAUAGAUAUGUUGUACCAUGGGGUCCUAUGGACAGGUGGAUAUGUUGUACAAUAAUACCUAGAUAGAUGGCCUAACUCAGGUUGUACGACCAACGGCGCCCCUGCAGAAUCCACAUCCU
Molecule: messenger RNA, 1420 nt
Organism: Aspergillus campestris IBT 28561
Lineage: Eukaryota; Fungi; Ascomycota; Eurotiomycetes; Eurotiales; Aspergillaceae
Product: TatD family hydrolase
Exons: 1
Coding region: 13-1233 (406 amino acids)
Molecular function (GO): hydrolase activity, acting on ester bonds
Source: RefSeq, a predicted model, not a curated record